Molecule: messenger RNA, 3213 nt
Organism: Manihot esculenta (cassava)
Lineage: Eukaryota; Viridiplantae; Streptophyta; Magnoliopsida; Malpighiales; Euphorbiaceae
Product: BEL1-like homeodomain protein 4
Exons: 5
Coding region: 498-2939 (813 amino acids)
Biological process (GO): regulation of transcription by RNA polymerase II
Molecular function (GO): RNA polymerase II cis-regulatory region sequence-specific DNA binding; DNA-binding transcription factor activity, RNA polymerase II-specific
Source: RefSeq, a predicted model, not a curated record
AGAAAUAAAGAAAGAAGCAAUAGCGACCUCUUCUCUUUUUGCUCCCUCUUCUCUCUCUCUCUCUCUUUCUUAGAGAAAGAUAUCAGUCUGAGGCUCUAAGCCACCAUUCUUUCUUUUUUCUUACUUUUAUUUUAUUGUUAUAACUUCACCUGUCUUUCUACAAGUCUUGAUUACAAACACAACACACACACUCAGCAAGUGCUACAAAGAGCAGCAGCAGCAGUUAGCAAAGGGAAAGAAAAGGAGAGAAAGAGAAAGAAAGAGACGACAUACAGAGAGACACCACAUAGCUGUAUAGAGAUAAAGAAAGGAAUUCGCAGAAGCUUUCAAUACCACAUAAUAGAAAACGAUGGCUGAGAGCUUUGCAUCAUUUCACUCUCUGCAACUCCAAGAGAAUUGAACACCAGAAAGGGAAAGAGAAGACAAGUGGGUGACGAGAAAGUGAAAAUUUUAUAUAUACAAGAGAUGAUGAUCAUUAUCAAUAUCAAGAAAGUGAUAUGGGAAUAGCAACACCACCGCUCCCUCCAAUUCUCUCUCACUCCAAGAUUCACCAGUCGGUGGCUCCAUUAAUUCCACAUAACUCUGAUUCAGCCAAUUAUUCUAUGUCCCAAGACUACCACCAAGCAGCAGGCAUCUUCUCUUUCUCGAAUGGCUUCGAGAGAUCCCAGGUAGCUCACCAAGAACAUCACCAGCAGCAACAGCACCACUUCGCCCACCAGAUCCACAGAGACAAACUUAGAGUUCAAGGAGGUUAUGGCCCAUCUCCAGGGCCAUUAGUGGGCAUCGAAGAGGAAGAAUCCAGUGGCCUUCCGGUCUAUGAAACUGCCGGUAUGUUAUCAGAAAUGUUCAAUUUCCCUCCUGGGGGGCAAGCCAAUGCUGCUGAAUUGUUGGACCAGCCGUUGCAGUCUAAUUACCGGACGGCUCAUCAUCCUCGGCAGCAGCAAUCAGUAACUACCAGCGAGUGGUACAGUAACAACAGGCAAGGGAUGGUAGGAGGUUUGGGUCCUUUAGGGGAUAAGAAUCAUACUACCCGCGAUAGUUUAGCUCACCAUCAUCAGAUUUCAGGCAUUAACGCAGAUUCAGCAGCUUCCAUGCAGCUUUUUCUCACGAAUCCCCAGCCAAGAUCACCAUCUCCUGCUCCUUCCCAUCCUCAUAAUCCUCCUGCUACUUCUUCUACGCUUCACAUGUUGUUACCAAAUCCAUCUUCUUCUCUUCAAGGGUUUAGUAUGUCUGGUCCUGGAGGAGAUUUCGGCACUAGUAAUGAGAUAUCUCCCCAACAUUUCACAUGGGUUCCUGAUAGUGCUCAUGCAGGAACCAAUACUGGUGCUCAGCUCACUAACCCAAGUGAGAUUGGCAGUGUUGUGGAAGGACAAGGACUUUCUUUGUCAUUAUCUUCAUCGUUGCAGCACUUAGAGGCAGCCAAAGCGGAAGAAUUGAGGAUGGGAGACGGUGGCUUAUUGUAUUACAAUCAAGCAGGAGGCUCCUCCUCUGGUGCGGCUCAAUAUUACAAGAAUUUGGGUAGUCAACACCAGGCAUUGCAUUUGCAAGCAGGAGUGGGACAAAAUCAUCAAGUUCAUGUUGGGUUUGGAUCAUCCUUAGGAGUGGUUAACGUUUUGAGGAAUUCCAAAUAUGUGAAAGCAGUGCAAGAGUUGUUAGAAGAAUUUUGCAGUGUUGGGAGGGGUCAAUUCAAGAAGAACAAAUUCAGUAGACAAAACACAAACCCUAGUUGUAAUAAUCCUGGCGUCAGCAGUGGUGGCGGUAGCGGCGGCGGCGGUGGUUCUUCAUCUUCAACAAAGGAUCUCCCUACUUUGUCAGCUGCUGAUAGGAUUGAGCACCAGAGGAGGAAGGUCAAACUUCUAUUUAUGCUUGAUGAGGUGGAUAGAAGAUACAACCAUUACUGUGAACAAAUGCAAAUGGUAGUUAAUUCAUUUGAUCUAGUAAUGGGUUUUGGAGCAGCAGUUCCUUACACUGCCCUUGCCCAGAAGGCCAUGUCGAGGCAUUUUCGAUGUCUAAAGGAUGCAAUAGCAGCACAAUUGAAGCACAGUUGUGAACUACUUGGGGAGAAAGAUGGAGCAGGGACCUCAGGCAUAACUAAGGGAGAGACUCCAAGGCUAAAAUUGCUAGAACAAAGCUUGAGACAACAAAGAGCCUUUCAUCAAAUGGGCAUGAUGGAACAAGAAGCUUGGAGACCACAAAGAGGCCUACCUGAAAGAUCUGUCAACAUUUUGAGAGCUUGGCUUUUUGAGCAUUUUCUCCACCCGUAUCCAAGCGAUGCAGAUAAGCAUCUGUUGGCUCGACAGACUGGGUUAUCGAGAAAUCAGGUAUCAAAUUGGUUCAUUAAUGCUAGGGUUCGAUUGUGGAAACCAAUGGUGGAAGAGAUGUAUCAACAAGAGGCGAAAGAAGAAGAAGAAGAAGAAGAAGAAGAAGAAGGAGCAGUAGAAGAUAGAGAAAUAAAGCAAACCAAUAACAAUAAUGGGGUUGCACAGACACCAACACCAACACCAACAGCAUCCUCAUCAGCACCUCCCACCACAACAACACCGCCACCACCACCACCAGCAGGAGGCAAAAGAUCCGAAAAUGCCAAUGAAAACGACCCUUCACUUCUUGCAAUCAAUACACAAUGCUCCUCGGAACACCAAGCAAAACACUCCCCUUCCACCACCGCCACCACCUUUAUUACACCCACCACAGAGUUGGCGCCACCAUCUUUCCAUGACUUGGCUGAUGAAACGUGUCGUCGUGGCAGCUUGGUUCCAGCUGAGUAUGGGACCACGUCUGCUCAUCACGCCAAUGCUGAACCUGAUAUUGGGUCUACUCUUAUAAGAUUUGGGACCACAGCAGCUGGUGAUGUGUCACUCACUUUAGGGCUACGCCAUGCCGGAAACAUGCCAGAUAAAGGUUCUGCUUUCUCUGUUAGGGACUUUGGGAACUGUUAAUUAUUUUAUAACUUUUUUAUUAUAUAUAUUUAUUUUUAUUUUCUGUCCUUUAUUUUCUUUUUCUACUUUCUUUUUAUUAAGAAAAAACACAUAAUGAGAAAAAAAAAAAAAAAAAAAAAAGACCUAGAAUAUAUAAUUCUAUGUUAGUUAGCUGUAUGGAGUCUCUGUUGUAAUUGUAUAGAAGACAAGGUUUCGCUCCUUGUGUAUUUAUAAGGUUUUGUACCUUAAUAUUCGCUAGAAAAUAACAUGAAAAAUUUUAUAUUUUUUAGAGAAA